CGUGCGUCUUUCAUGUGAAGAUUCAGGCGUGACGUAUAAUCCAGUGGACGGGACCGGAUAACAACAACACGGUUACGGAUUCGACCACAUUGGUAGCUCCCAAGCGACAUAAAACCGAAACAUUGGAGCUCUUUGGACCGUUAUGUGUGUUAUAGACAUCAGUGUUUUAAACACGCUGUCUGCGUAUAAAGUUAUUCCAUUUCACACUGACGCUGUUAGUCAGCUAGCUGGAUAAAAUAGCCUAGCACUAGGCUAGUCGAUCAUGCGAAUGAGCUAACAUCUCAGGACAUGAACUCACUAAAUUACUCCCACCCUGCUAAAGAAGAAGCUCGUGGCCUGAACGUUGUCGUGGCAGAGGAAGAGGAGGACAAAUAAGCGUUAGGAAAGAAAGAAGAGAAGAAGGCUAUCACAUUGAAAUAAGAAGAAGAAGGUAUUGGAUUAAAUGAGGCGAUGUACGUUACAGGGAAAGAAGUGGAGAAAGAAGAAGACGCCGUUUUUAGAGUGAAGGAGGAGAUUACUGUCACAGUGAAAGGAGAGGAAGAAGGUUUCGGGGUGAAAGAGGAGGAGACGUACAUGACUGUCACAAUGAAAGGAGAGGAAGAAGGUUUCGGGGUGAAAGAGGAGGAGAAGUACAUGACUGUCACAGUGAAAGGAGAGGAAGAAGAGCAUGUUUUAGUGAAGGAAGAAGAGCAUGUUUUAGUGAAGGAAGAAGAGGAUGUCUUUGGAGUGAAAGAGGAGGAAGAUGCUAUGAGAGUGAAAGAUGAGGGGGAUGAUGAUGAUGAAGAGGAGGGGGAGACUGGAGAUCUGAUUAACACCAAAGAGAGGCCAGACUCUCAGUCUGACGGCAGGAAGAGUCCUUUGGGGGAACCAGACCCAGAGACGCCCAAACCAGCAAGACCACACCACUGCUCCCAGUGUGGAAAGAGUUUUUCCCGGUUAUGGGACCGGAAAAUACAUGAGAGAAUACACUCUGGAGUGAAGCCUUACCACUGCUCAGACUGUGGAAAGAGAUUUACCCAGCUAGGGCACCUGAAAGAACAUAAGAGAACACACACUGGUGAGAAGCCCUACCAAUGCUCCCAGUGUGGAAAGAGUUUUAACCAGUUAGGGGCCCUGAAAACGCAUGAGAGAAUACACACAGGAGAAAAGCCCUACCAAUGCUCCCAAUGUGAAAAGAGAUUUACCCAGUUAGGUACCCUGAAAGAGCAUGAAUUAAAACACACAAAGACACAGGAGAAGACAUACCACUGCUCUCAUUGUGGGAAGACAUUUUCCAGGUCAGAGGACCUGAAAUCACAUGAGAGAAUAGCGAGGCUGUGUUCCGACUUAUGUUUUUGACUGAGAUUUUUUUUUUGUCUUUGUUCAUGCUAGAUGCUGUUCAUCACGUUUGCCGCUUGCUGACUGAUAAUUUUUUUUUAAAAGAGAGCGCUCGUAGACCUUGUCCCGUUGGGACGUAGACAGUUCCGGAAGACAAAUUAAUAAUGUCAGUCAUAAGUAUUUUACAGUUCUUCCAGGGGGGGCGGUAACUGUCAGUGUAGUUGACCUCUGAUUCGUCGAGCUUCAUGUCAGUCAUCAGUAUUUUGCAGUUCUUACAGAGCGGGCGGUAACUGUCAGUGUAGUUGACCUCUGAUUCGUCGAGCUUCAUGUCAGUCAUCAGUAUUUUGCAGUUCUUACAGAGCGGGCGGUAACUGUCAGUGUAGUUGACCUCUGAUUCGUCGAGCUUCAUGUCAGUCAUUCCCACUUCGGUCCACGUGUGUGAAAGAAGGUGUGGUUGGUUGCAUUUUUACAAAGGCCCUGAUCUAUUUUCCACUUAUAUGGUCUUAUGAUCAAUCACAUCAGAUAUUGUUUUUCAGAGCUGAUCUAAGUGGUCAAAAGACCAAUUGGUGGAUUUAUGUUUUUAGAAUUUAGAAUUUAGAAUUCUGAGUAAGAUUCUGUUAAUAAAUAAUGCCAUCCAUAAA
Molecule: messenger RNA, 1958 nt
Organism: Oncorhynchus mykiss (rainbow trout)
Lineage: Eukaryota; Metazoa; Chordata; Actinopteri; Salmoniformes; Salmonidae
Source: RefSeq, a predicted model, not a curated record